AUUCCCCCAUUCCUACUGUCAUCAAAGCCUAGAGCCAUUCCUUCCUCAAUACAUUCUUUGUUAUCAAACACUACAUCCCCUUGUUCACUUCUUCUGCAACUCGGCACCCAGUAGUGCUCUGUCUCUUUGCAGACCUCUGAUGGAUGCUGUCGCUGCUUUCCUUUCUUGAGUUAAUCAUACAACUCCCUUCACAACUCUGCUAGCUUGUUUUUUUGUAUUAGUUUUGAUCUUAUCGUAUUUGUUUGUUACAAAAUAGUACAUAUAAGUUUGAAGUUUGAUCAUCAUUUCUAGUAUAAAUAUUCUGGAGAUGUCAUCUCUUAGCAAGAGCCUGCGUUUAUCUUCAUCUAUGGAAGAAGAGAUGAUGAUGAUGAUGGUGCCAAAGAAGCAGGGCAUAGUGUCCAUUCUUGGGUGUGAUGUUGAAAGAACAAAAUCUGCUGCAGCUUCUCUUAGGAGAACUCUCUCGGCUGAUAUGUCCUCCAAAAAAUGGCAAGCCCAACAUGGGUUCUAUCCACUCAAGAAAAUUGCAUCAUCUGACCAUUUCCCAGCUUGUGAUAGUAUCACAGACUCUUCAGAAGAUGAGGAUUUUGAAGACAGGCCUAAAGAGACUGAAACUCGAGAUCAAUUCGAUAUAUGGAGCUCGAUUCAAGAAGACAAGAACAAGAAAGAGGUUGAAAAGCCAGGACAAUUUGAUGUGUGGAGCUCAAUCUUAUCACAGAAGGCAAAAGAGGACUCCAAGGAUGUUCAACCUUAUGUCCACCCUCUUGUUAAAAGAUCAGCAAGUUCUUUAAGCGAGAAGAGCCUUGAGAUAUGCACUGAAAGUCUUGGAUCAGAAACUGGCUGUGAUGGGUUUUCUUCAUAUCCUCCAUCAGAGAUUGGCGAUGCAGAGGAUGAGAAAGAAGAAGAGCAACUACAAGAAAGAGUGACACAGAAGUUUGAUAUGGAGGAUUUGCGAGCAGCCAAGUACAAUCUUGCAGCAUCAAAUAGCAAGAAAUCGCAACCAAGAUCAUUCCCUCCACCGAUUCCUUCACUGUCUAGCCGAGAUGGUGCUUCUGUGCACAUGAGGUCUCGUCGCGAUAAUGGUAGGCUGGUUCUUGAAGUUGUUUCUGUUCCUUCACAGAACAACUUCCAUGCUCAGCGCCAAGACGGUCGCCUUGUCCUCACUUUGGCCAAUACUGCUAAUCAAGAAGAAGAAGAAAGACAAAAGAAUGAAGAAAUGAGUGAUGUGGAGCAGUUUGAUGUUGAGAUUGAGAAUUCUGAAGGUAAAGAGGAAGUGGAGGAGGAAAUAGAGGACGGAGAGGUGGAGGAUGGUGAGGAUAAGAGAGGAGGAGGAGGUGAGGGGGUGAGGUUUGUGAUGGAGGAAACACCAAAACUGUCAAGUGGGAUCUUAAGUGUACAUAGGUUAGCACUAAUGAUGAACAAAUCCUUGGUGUUAGCUAAUAGGAACCCAGCAUGGCCCAAUAAGUUCGAAGACAUGACGAAGUUUGGUGAUGAGGUGGAGGUAGUGGACCCAAUUACCCCAAUAACACAAUCACUCCCACCACGACGCCCUCCGGCAACUAGAUUGAUACCAUCUCCGCCAGUAGCUACUAUGGCAGCCGCUGCGGCAACAGCAAAGGCAACUGCAUCUUUUAAUGCUUGUGAGUACUUUUGGAAGCCAAAACCUAUGACAACAGCAUCAGUUCUUAAUCCAAUUAGCCAGGAACAAGCAUCAUCAUUAGGAACCACCCAUGACAACAGAUUGGCCCUUUCAAAGAAGUUUGUUCCAAAUGAGCAGCAAGAAGUGGUGAUAUUGAGAGGAAACAAUGAAGAUUACUUAGUUCCUCUGUUAAAGAGUUGCAAGGACCAAAGGAAGUCACUAUUGUUUUGGGAGCCCCAUUGCAUCGCCACCUCCUGAUGGUUCAUCCUCAUAAUCCCAGUGUCGAUCCAAAUCUCCACAAUGCAAAUCCCAGUCCAUAAUCACUAUUAUUAUUACUUAGCUAUAUUCUAUUAUGACCCUUUGUCUCUCUAUUUUUCACUUCCACUUCUUGAGGGGAAGUGUUGUGUAGUCAAAUAAAAGGGGCUGAAGACAAACAGAAUAUAUACUUUGAUUCAGCAGAUCAAGGAGAAACAAAAGAAGAGAUGAGAUGGCUUGACAGUGCUGUUAUACAACCCUUUUUUUAUCAGCCUGUAACUGAACAGAAUCUUAGCAUCAUCUUUGACUUCGGUGGACUGUCUUGUCUGUCUCUGAAAAAUAUGAUGGGUCUGAUCUCUUUUAUUUCACUUUCUUUGCUUUUUCCUGAGCUAGCCAAUGGGGUUUUGCUCAGGGUCUUGUCCUGCCUAACUGAUCUUAAUUUUGGGAACAUCAUGAUCAUCCUUUGAUAUGGGAUGUUUUUGUUUGGGUUAAGGUUAUCGCUGUGAAGGAUUUUUCUGAUCAAUUAAUAAUAAAUAUUUGAAUCCAUUUCCCUAUUA
Molecule: messenger RNA, 2448 nt
Organism: Populus trichocarpa (black cottonwood)
Lineage: Eukaryota; Viridiplantae; Streptophyta; Magnoliopsida; Malpighiales; Salicaceae
Product: protein FAF-like, chloroplastic
Exons: 1
Coding region: 308-1894 (528 amino acids)
Source: RefSeq, a predicted model, not a curated record